Messenger RNA from Phyllostomus discolor (pale spear-nosed bat), 1567 nucleotides. RefSeq names its product mitogen-activated protein kinase 13 (gene MAPK13). Gene Ontology annotation, cellular component: cytoplasm; nucleus. Bases 105 to 1325 code for a protein of 406 amino acids. The record is from RefSeq and is a predicted model, not a curated record. The transcript has 11 exons. Gene Ontology annotation, biological process: MAPK cascade; protein phosphorylation. NCBI's taxonomy places the organism in Eukaryota, Metazoa, Chordata, Mammalia, Chiroptera, Phyllostomidae. Gene Ontology annotation, molecular function: MAP kinase activity; ATP binding.
UGCGGGGCGGGCGCUGCCGGGACCGCGACGGGGCCUGGUGCUCGGAGCCCCGUGGGCCGCGAACGCAGCAGACUCGCUGCGGCAGCCGAGAUCGGGUGCGCGGGAUGAGCCUCACGCGGAAAAAGGGCUUCUACAAGCAGGACGUCAACAAGACCGCCUGGGAGCUGCCCAAGACCUACCUGUCCCCGACGCACGUCGGCAGCGGGGCUUAUGGCUCCGUGUGCUCCGCCAUCGACAAGCGGUCAGGGGAGAAGGUGGCCAUCAAGAAGCUGAGCCGGCCCUUCCAGUCUGAGAUCUUUGCCAAGCGGGCCUAUCGAGAGCUGCUGCUGCUGAAACACAUGCAGCAUGAGAACGUCAUUGGGCUCCUGGACGUCUUCACUCCAGCCUCCUCUCUGAGGAACUUCCAGGACUUCUACCUGGUGAUGCCUUUCAUGCAGACGGACCUGCAGAAGAUCAUGGGCAUGGAGUUCAGUGAGGACAAGAUUCAGUACUUGGUGUAUCAGAUGCUCAAGGGUCUCAAGUACAUCCACUCCGCCGGGGUCAUCCACAGGGACCUGAAGCCGGGCAACCUUGCUGUGAAUGAGGACUGUGAGCUGAAGGUCAGUGGCCCAGGCAGGGUCAGCUGGGUUGGGGUGGGCCCCUCUCCCGCAGAAGCCUCCUUUAGCUGUUCUAAGAGACUCUUCUCCUCAACAAGCUCCUUCCCUAUGUUCUCCGAGUCACAGAUCUUGGAUUUUGGGCUGGCGCGGCAUGCAGAUGCCGAAAUGACUGGCUACGUGGUGACCCGUUGGUACCGGGCCCCCGAGGUUAUCCUAAGCUGGAUGCACUACAACCAGACUGUGGACAUCUGGUCUGUGGGCUGUAUCAUGGCAGAGAUGCUGACGGGGAAAACGCUGUUCAAGGGGAAAGAUUACCUGGACCAAUUGACCCAGAUCCUGAAAGUGACUGGGGUGCCAGGUGCGGAGUUUGUGCAGAAGCUGAACGACAAAGCGGCCAAGUCCUACAUCCAGUCCUUGCCACAGAGCCCCAAGAAAGAUUUCUCUCAGCUCUUCCCACGCGCCAGUCCCCAGGCCGCAGACCUGCUGGAAAAGAUGCUGGAGCUGGACGUGGACAAGCGCCUGACGGCCUCGCAGGCCCUUGCCCACCCCUUCUUUGAACCCUUCCGGGACCCAGAGGAGGAGACAGAGGCCCAGAAAUUUGAUGAUUCCUUAGAACAUGAGAAACUUACGGUGGACGAAUGGAAGCAGCACAUCUACAAGGAGAUUGUGAACUUCAGCCCCAUUGCCCGGAAGGACUCGCGACGCCGGAGUGGCAUGAAGCUGCAGUGACUUGUCCAGCUGACCCCUGGCUGAGCCCGGGAAUCACCACGUGGCACCCCCUGCCAGACACUGCCCCUAGGGCCAAUAUUUAUUUGUCACUAUUGAGCCCUUCUGGGUUACAGCCUUCCAAGCACAGGACUGAGGACCCUUGUCCUUGUGUGGGAAAUAGGCCCAGUAGGUGCAGGUUUCAAAGAUGUUGGUUGGGGGAAAGUAGUUCCGGUCAUAACUGACCACAUUAAAUGCCUGUCUGG